AUGGAAGGACAAAUUCCGUUUCGGUCAUGCAACCUGAAAUUCGCAAACAAAGACGAUGGUAGAUUUACAUAUACGAGUACUGAACAGAAGCGCGUCGAGACCAUGGUGUCCGAUUUUUACUAUAAUUUAAUUGUCGAACCCUUCGAGACUACAAAUGAUGAGGAAAUGGCCCAUUUAACACUAAACCGAAGCAAACACACCGCAUACUUGCUUAAAUAUCUGGAGAAAUCUCCAGCAUGCUAUGCAACACUAGAUGCCAGUCGAGCUUGGAUGUGCUAUUGGGCAAUUCACUCAUUGAAAAUCAUUGAAGCCGAAAUCAGCGAUAAAGUUGCUCAAAAUGUUAUCGCAUUUUUAAAGUCUUGCGAGCACGAGGAAGGAGGUUAUGGAGGAGGACCAGGACAGUACGCUCAUCUAGCGCCAACGUACGCCGCCGUCAUGUGCUUAGUAUCUCUGGAAAGAGAGGAUGCGCUUGCUUCGAUUAAUUUGACAACCCUUUUUGCAUUUUUGAAGCGAAUGAAACAAAACGACGGCGGUUUCACAAUGCAUGAUGGUGGAGAGGUUGACAUGAGAAGUGUUUAUUGCGCAUUGGCGGUAUGUGAGAUUCUUCAUCUACCAUUGGAAGAGCUUCGUGAAGGCGUUGCUGAAUGGAUUAUCAGUUGCCAGUCAUAUGAAGGCGGAUUUGGUGGCGAGCCAUUUACGGAAGCUCAUGGAGGAUACACGUUUUGCGCUGUUGCCUCGUUAGUGAUGCUUGGCAGAUUCCGAUUGGUUGAUGUUGAGAGCCUUCUUCGCUGGGCUGCUCGUCGCCAAAUGAAAUUCGAAGGCGGUUUCCAAGGAAGAACGAAUAAGCUUGUUGAUGGUUGCUACAGUUUCUGGCAAGGCGGAAUUUUCCCAUUACUUGAUGGUGAAAUGGAAAGAGAAGGAAAAUCCUUCGACAAGGGACUUUUUGAGUCACGAAUGCUCGAAGAGUACAUUUUCGCCGCAUGUCAAGGCGGAAAUGGUGGAUUUCGGGACAAACCGGACAAAUCGGUCGAUUUAUACCACACGUGCUAUGUGUUGAGCGGAUUGUCGAUUGCGCAACAAUAUUCGUUAAAAAGAGAAGGAAAUGUUCUCGGUGGUGAUGUCAACAUUGUGGCACCCAUCAAUGCCGUGUUCAAUAUUGUUACGAGCGCUGAGAAAUUCGCCAACAAAUACUUCGAAUCAUUAAACUGA
Molecule: messenger RNA, 1209 nt
Organism: Caenorhabditis bovis
Lineage: Eukaryota; Metazoa; Nematoda; Chromadorea; Rhabditida; Rhabditidae
Source: the annotation of a GenBank genome assembly